AUGAAGGGGUGGGAGGACAAAACGGUGCGGGAAGUCCGCUCCUAUGUCGGCUUACGAUUCCUGAUGGGCCUUCAGUCGAAGAGGGACCAAAGGGAAUGGUGGUCGACGGACCCGUUGAUGUCCUCAUCGGUGUUUGCCAAGACGAUGACGAUGACGAUGACCGCGCUCCACUUCGUUGACAACGAAGGGGAGCACCCCGCGGAGGAUAGGCUUUGGAAGCUGCGCCCUGUGUUAGACGUCUUGGAAUCGACGUAUCGAUCCGUCUUCGUCCCGAACAAGAACGUGACCGUCGACGAGAUCCUGUGGGCCUUCAAGGGGCGUCACCACGCCCUCCAGUACAACCCGAGCAAGAGGGCUCGGAGAGGGCUGAAGGUCUACAAGCUUUGCUCGUCCGACGGUCCAGAGGCAGGGUAUACGGCGGCCUUCAAGAUCUACAUGGAGCAAGACCGCGGCGUAUUUCCAUCCAGCAUGAAGGCCGUCACCGACCUGCUGGAGAAGGCAGAUCUACUCAACAAGGGGUACCAGUUACAAACCGACAACUGGUACACCUCCCCGACUCUCUUCCAUUACCUGCAGGCCCGGAAGACCAGUGCAGUUGGGACUGUGCAUCUCAACCGGCGUGGCAUGCCCUCGGACCUGCAGGCGAGAUUUCCGGUCCAGCAAGACCGGAAUGAUCAGCCUUCAGUGGGUGGAUAA
Molecule: messenger RNA, 696 nt
Organism: Penaeus monodon (black tiger shrimp)
Lineage: Eukaryota; Metazoa; Arthropoda; Malacostraca; Decapoda; Penaeidae
Product: piggyBac transposable element-derived protein 4-like
Exons: 1
Coding region: 1-696 (231 amino acids)
Source: RefSeq, a predicted model, not a curated record